This is a messenger RNA of Vespa mandarinia (Asian giant hornet), 9026 nucleotides long. RefSeq names its product nuclear receptor corepressor smrter (gene Smr). Gene Ontology annotation, cellular component: chromatin. Lineage: Eukaryota; Metazoa; Arthropoda; Insecta; Hymenoptera; Vespidae. Gene Ontology annotation, biological process: regulation of transcription by RNA polymerase II. The record is from RefSeq and is a predicted model, not a curated record.
UAAUUUUCACUCGAGACUUAAAUGGUGAAUUUAUUAUUAUAAAAAUUCGCUCAAAGAGAAUCCAACCGACGACACUCGUUCUGGAGAAAUUCGAGGAGAAGAUCCGGGCGGCCUGCCUUCGACAGCUGACGUCAUUACCGUACACAAUGCGCUAGGGGUGAUGGAGACAGUGGGCAAACAGGUCCAGGUAGUGAGUGGACUGGGGGUGGGGGGCCCAGUGGGCCCGGUCGGCCCAGUGGGGGGAGACCUGCACCACCAUCACCAUCCUCACCCCCAUUCGCAUCCACCGCACCCGCACUCCCACCCCCACGGUCAUCCCCAUGGGAGUCACGGGCAUUCUCUCGUUGGCGCUACGUCGACGGGCCCUGGUAGGGCUCAGGCUCAGCCAGCGGUUUCCCAUAACCAACAUUUGCCAUCGAGAUCCACUCCCGUACAAAUGCACAGGCCGACGCAGAAUUACGUGAACAUCAAGAGCAGCAGUAGUCCGGUAUCACCGAGGACGGCCGGUGCAGGAACAACGUAUGUCCAAGGCGGUGCAGCAGCAGCAUCGUCGGCGGCUGCUGCGACGGGAGGAAGCGGUGCCACGAACUCAGUUGCUCCGUCAGGUCCAUCGAAUAGCAGCAAUAGCAGCGGUGCCGGGGUUGGCGUUGGUGUCGGCGUCGGCGUUGGCGGCGUCGGCGUUGGGAACGUCGGCGUCGGUGUCGUUAACGUUGGCGGCGGUGGUGGUGUCGGUGGCGGUGGUGGCAGCACCGUCAGCGCAGGAGUGGGAGGAGUGAGCGUGGUAGCGCCGCCUGUGGUUGGAAGUGGAAACAACGGAAAUGGCGGCAACUGUACGGGUGGUGUCGGAGGCGGAGGAGGAGGAGGAGGAGGCGCUGGAGUUGUUGUUGGUGGUGGUGGUGUUGUUAACAGCAACAACAACGGUGGAAAUGUCAGUGGUGGCGGGAAUGGUGGAUCAGGGUCCAGCGGAAAUCCAAAUGGUAGUGGCGGCGGCGGCGGCGGUGGCGGUGGUGGUGGCGGUGUUGUUGGUGGCGGAGCUGGUGCCGGUGGCGGCGGCGGCGGUGGUGCUGGCGGUGGCGGUGCACCAACGGGUUACGUCGCUGUACCAAUGCCAGGUGGUUUACGAUACAUCCAUCCUUAUCCGCAAACAUCAUCUACGGUAUCCUCUGGCUCGGGAUCAUCGGUUUCAGCUAUUUCAGCAGCCAUAGCUGCAGUGGCUGCUAACUCGACCUCAGCAGUGACCGCCGCAGCUGCCGUUGCUGCCGUGGUUGCUGCCGCUGCUGGAUCUGUACCACCCACCUCUGUACCCGCCACUGCAUCUCCCGCUAGCAUUAGCCAAACACCACCACCGCCUCCUACGGGAACCGGAUACGUUUCCAGGGACGCCUAUCGCGGCGCCACUAUAAACGUAAACGAGAGGAUUGCUAUAAGCGUGAGCAGUAGUCCAUUAUCACAAGUUGGAAUCAAUGUUGGUGUAGUUGCUGCCGAAUAUGGUGCCGCGGGUGGUAGUAUAAAUAGCGGUAUGGGAAGUGGUAGAGGAGAAAGACCGAGGAUGUCCCUGUUGUCAUCGGCAUCGGUUGCACCCGCACCAUCGCCAACUGCAUCGGAUUAUCAACACAUGCCAGGUGCGAGGAAUCCAAGAGUAGGCCUUAUACCUGUCCAAUCGGAUCAGUAUUGUAGCCGUACUGCCGUUGAGAUGGCAACGUUACAAGAGGCGCCGCCAUUUAAAAAGAUACGCCUUGGCCCACCAACACAGGUUCAAAUACAAUCGCAAUCUCAGUCACGAUGUCAGAGUCUUCCACCGGCUGAUGCUUGCAUCAAACAGGAACACAUAGUACCCUUGCAACAACCAUUAAGGAUAGACACUAGGGGGCAGCCUGCCACAGGUGCAUAUACACCACAAACAGAGGCAAUCUCACCAACGCUUCCAGAGCCCAAUACGCAAGAGGAUGCACAGUUCCGUAGUACCAAGGAUGAUCUUUUACAGCAGAUCGGUAAAGUCGAUAGGGAGAUUGCAAAGAGGGAAUCACAGAUAAGUAAGCUUCGGAAAAAGCUUAAGGAAUUGGAGGAAACGGCUAAUAAACCUUUGGAGGCCAGUGGUCUUAAGCGACAAAUCGAAGAACAGUCGCAACAACCAAAGCAUCAGUCAUUGGCGCAAAAAAUUUAUGCCGAGAAUAGAAGAAAAGCGGAAGAAGCGCAUAGACUUUUAGAAAGAUUGGGCCCUAAGGUGGAGUUGCCAUUAUAUAAUCAGCCAUCAGAUACCAGUGUAUAUCAAGAAAAUCGUACGAGGCAUCAAACUUGUAUGAGGGCGAAAUUAAUAGCAAGAUUAAGAAGGGAGCAUGCUGAGAGAGCGUCCCUUCAUAGGCAGCAGUCUCAAUCUUAUGCGAUUCUCGUUCAGGAAUGGCAUCGUAAGGUUGAACGGUUAGAAGCAACCCAAAAGAGAAAAUCGAAAGAAGCGAAGAACCGUGAAUUUUUCGAAAAGGUAUUCCCUGAAUUGAGAAAGCAAAGAGAAGACAAGGAACGUUUUAACAGGGUUGGCGCACGUAUUAAGAGCGAAGCCGAUCUUGAAGAAAUAAUGGAUGGUCUUCAAGAGCAAGAGAUGGAAGACAAGAAGAUGCGUUCGUACGCGGUCAUACCACCUCUACUUUUGGAUACUAAACAACGAAGGAUCGCAUUUCAAAAUCGUAAUGGUUUACUCCAAUUAGAAGAAUUGGAAGCUUUACAUAGUGAAAGAAAAUUGAUAAACGUUUGGAGUUCUGUAGAGCAUGAACUGUUCAAAGAAAAGUACUUGCAGCAUCCGAAAAAUUUCGGUGCGAUAGCUCAAUCCUUAGAGCACAAGUCCGUUCCAGAUUGUGUACAUCACUACUACCUCACUAAGAAAGCUGAAAAUUAUAAACGGUUGCUACGGAGAUCUAGACAAAGGACACGCAGUUCCCGUAACAAUCCUAAUAAUAAGGUUAAUAAUAGUAAUUCUACUAUUGGACCUAUCGACAUAUUGACAACGGGAGUUACCACAAGGCUGCAACGUGAGCAGCAACAAAAGACGCAGGAAAAUCCUCAGAAUAAUAAUACGACAGGUGCGUCGUCUACGACUACGACGACGACGACGACGACCACGACGACAACAACAACAACAACAACAACAACAACAAUAACAACAACAGCAACAACGUCUACGACAACAAUGACGACGACGUCAUCUUCGACGUCUAAUAUAUCGACUGGUACAACGACGUCGUCGUCGUCGACGAAUACUACGUCGUCGUCAUCGUUGUCAUCGUCGUCGUCUUCGACGGCGGCAACGACAACAGCGGCGGCGGCGGCAGCAGCGGCAGCGGCAGCAGCAGCAGCAGCAGCAGCAGCAGCAGCGGUAGCAGCGUCGACAACGUCGACGACGACGACGACAGGUGCGGGUCAAAGUUCAGUGACCCUGAAUACGAAUAUGUCUACCGAUUCUAUAACGGCAGUAACGACAACGUUAACCACUGCAGCGACGACAACGACAUCAACAGCGACUACGUCAACGACGACAUCGUUAAAUUCAAUCCUCAUGUCGAUUUUUUCAUCCUCGUCAUCGACGACAUCGGCCAGUACAAAGGAUACAAAAGAUAACGGCAAAGAGAACAAAGAGAACAAAGGAGACAACAAGGAUUUACAUGUCCUUAAAAUGGAGAUAAAAGAAGAAUCACAAUCUAGUUCGGAAACACCAUCGAAUAAGGAUGUCAAAGUCAUAAUGGAAGGUAAAAACACGUUGUCGUCAUCGUCAUCGUCCUCAUUGAACGUCAACACCGCUAAUGUACCUGGCAUGCAGACCGAAUUCAAGGAUACGGGUAAAAAGAAAACGAGUUGUAGUAGAGAGACCACCGGUGGUACAGGUGGUGGUGUCAUUGGUGGUGGUAAUAACGCGGCAGCUACUAGUAGGAUUAAGGAUAAGAAGAAAGAGAAUCAUGCCACCCCAAUGGAGACUAGUGACGAAGAGGCACAGUCCAUUGAUACCAUUGAAGGUGGCAGACAAAUUGGACCUCAUGCCUGUGCAAUUUGUCAGAAUGUGGUAGAAGGAAAUGCUCAGAGUCGUGCAUUACCACGCAGUCAAGCAUCCCAAUAUGGUUUAAGGGAGGAUCAAGUAGCACCAGGGGCACGAGUUUGCAACACCUGCAGGUGCAAAGCCGUACGAGGACGUUACACAGCCUGUCCCCUACCGGGUUGUCCUAAUCUCAAUAAUACCAGUUCCAAGACACGAGUGAAACGAUUACGUGCACUACCAGCCAAAUGGCUAGAUUUGCCAUCUGAAAUUAGAGAACCCAUUAUUCAAGAAUUUCAAAUACCCAACAGUGCUACAAAGUGUUGUUCGGCCUGUUUCAAUCGGAUAUCACGACGUUUGGCCCCGCAUUUGGCAGGUGGUACGGAAAUCUCCGAAGACGGGACCGAUUCUUUGGCAAGACAAUGGACGGAUGAGGAAUUGGAUCAAUUGAAGAGAGCUUUACGCGAACACGGUACUAAUUGGCCAAAGGUGGCCGAACUAAUCCCUGGAAAGACGAAUCACCAAUGCAAAAAUUAUUAUUUUGCGUAUCGAAAAAAGUUGAGCUUGGAUCAGGUUGUAGCCGAAUAUUAUCAAUCAUUGGGCGAAGAACGAAGACCAUGUUUGACCGAUGAGGAAGAAAGUGGUAGCAGUACGAGUAGUUGCGAUGAAUUAGCCGUGCAUGAUUCAAGUGACACGGCAAGUGCUGGUAGUCCGGCUAAUAAUAUAUCAGGCAAUACAACCGCACAAACAACAUCAUCGGCAUCAACCUCAUUACCGAUAGCCUUUACAAGAACAACGGAUCCAAAAAUUAGUGACAAACUCGCAGACAUAGCGGUUGUUUCUUUGGUACCACCAGUUAGCAUUGGAUCAUCUCAACAACAAUCCUCGGUCAGUGGUGGUGGUGGUAAUGGUACUAUCGUAUCGGCGGGCAAUAGAGAAGAUUACGAUAGUUCUGCCACGGAGACGGCGGACGAAGGUCAGGGAGGUGCUGAUUUGGACAAUAACAGUGUUGUAGUGACACUUACUACUGCCAGCAAUGCCAAUUCUUCAUUGCAAGAACAUCCGCAGGCACCACCCGUCGUCCAUUCGCCACCUUCAACUACGAGUAACAAUCCAUUAACUGUGAAAGAUCUCAUGUUAGGCGUCAUUGAGAUGCAAUUAAAACGAAAUCCCAAUAGUCCAGCCGGUACUGGUGGUUUAUCCGUACCCGUUAAUUCCGGUACACCAACGAUAUCGAGCAUAUUAAAAACGGAUCAUCGGAAUGACAUUACCUUUGUACGCGAAUACAAGCCAUCGUCGAGUAUCGCAAGUACUGCCAUGUCGAACAGAGACUCUAAUUUAGCGACACUUUCCGUUGUUUCGAGUCAUCACAGUCAUCGUUCAGCACCCAGUCCUCAACAAAUCAGUCAAAUGCAAGCAACUAUUACUCCUUGUCCUCCAACGACGCUUAGUAAUCAAAGUUCAUCGUCAGAUAUGUUACCUAAGGAAGGCCUAGUCGUGAUGCAGGUACAACAGGCAUUACGUGAGACCGAGGGUACCCUAGAUUUGAGUAUUAAAAAGCCAAGACAACAGCAAGAAUAUAAUCACUCGAUGCAAUCUAUUCAUAAACCAUCGACGGUAACUCUUUAUCGUUCUGAACCACCACCGGGUGCUUAUUAUCAUCCUCAUGCUCAUCCCGAACAAGGACGCGGAGCUAAGAGCCCAUUGAUUUAUGCUUCGUCGCCAAGACCUCAAGCUCCAUUAACACCGAAGAUGAAUAAAGUAUCUGUACCGCCGCCUCAUCCGAAAUUGUCACCAAAGUUAAGUAGCAUCGGUACGGCCACUCACAAAGGUGGAUCCAUAACUCACGGUACACCAGUUUCGAGUGCUCGUUACGAAGGUUUGCUCAGACAAAUGACACCACCUGGUAAUCCAAGUAGCGGCGUCGGUACUACGAGCGGACCUACCGUUGGUAGUUCGGUAAAUACAUCAGGAAAUCAAGGUCCGAAAGAACCUGGCUCAAUAACCCAGGGUACACCUGUUCAUCCAUUCACUGUAGAAAAACGUCCGCCUAUGUAUGACUAUCGUACAAUUCGACACUCACCCGUAACGACUGGUAACGUUCCUGGACAAGGUCAAGGCCAAUCGGUUACAGCCGCUGUAGUGGUCACUCAUAGCAAUCAAUAUAAUUCGUAUUCGAAUCGACCACCGCCUAGCUACACGAUGGAACAACAAUUGUCCUCGAGACAGAUUAUAAUGAACGAUUAUAUAACUAGCCAACAAAUGCACGCUCGUAGCCGUGGCAGCGGUAGUACCUCGGAAACCGCUCCUAAAAAUGAAGCACCCUCGACCCUUUAUUAUACCGGUACUCCACCACCUCAAACGCACACACAACCUCGCCAAGGAGUUAUACAAAGGCAUAAUCCGCAAAAGCAAAUGCAUUAUCCACCUCCGCCACCAGGAUUAGAGGCCUUCUCCAGUCUGGUAGAUGUCGCAGUGCAACAACCGAGUCUUCCAGUUCCUCAUCCCCACAGUCACCCUGCCUCAAGUAGUGGUGGCCACGAAGGAUUAGGAAAAACGAUGGCGGAUAGAUUGCUAGCCGACCGUUACGUCGAUAACAAUAGAGCGUUCCGCGAGCAAGAGAUACGUUUACAAGAACACCGUUUGGCUAUGCAACAGCAACAGGCUGAACAUAGAAUGGCCGUUGCACAUCAUCAUCAGCGUGACAGGGAAAGGGAACGUGAUUUGGUACAUUUGCGCGAAAAGGAAGAGCAUAGGUUGCAAAGGGAAAAGGAGUAUCAACAAUUGGAACAUCGUUUGGCUGUUCAGCAACAUCAUCAACGUGAGAAAGAGAUUCAACAGCAGGAACACCGUUUGGCACAGCAACGAGAGAAGGACAUACAGCACGUCGAUCAUAGACUUUCGGCACAACAAAGGGAGAAAGAGAUACAACAUGCAGAGCAUCGUAUAACGGUUCAUCAGCAAAGAGAGAAGGAGAUUCAUCAGCAGAUGGCAGCGGCUGCGGCUCAACGAGAGAAAGAGCACCAGGAACAUCGUCUUAAUGUGCAGCAACGAGAAAAGGAGAUACAACAACAGCAAGAGCAAAGGCUCGCGAUGCAGCAACAACGAGAGAAGGAAAUUCAACAGCAACAGCAGCAACAUGCGGAACAUCGUUUAGCUAUGCAACAACAAAGAGAACGAGAUUUGGCUCAUUUGCAUCAGCAACAGCAACAGCAGCAACAUAUUCAACAGCACAUUCAACAACAGCACCGCAUGGAAGCCGAGAGACGGCAUAUGGCGCAAUUGUAUCGAGACCAACAGCAACAGCAACAACAGCAAUUGGACAGAGAAUCCUCGAGAUUACUAAGCAGUGGAUUUUCUCAAUCUUCGAGACUUCAACAACCACAGCAACCACAGGCCCAACAACAGUCGCAAUCGUCGUCUCGUCAAAAUCAAUCCUCGAGUCAGCAGCAAAAUGAAACUUCAUCGACUUUGACAGCAGCUAGCUUGAUAGAUGCCAUUAUAACACAUCAGAUUAAUCAAAGCGUAGAAAACGCUGGAGGUAGUGCAGCAUCGAAUAAUCAACCUACGCGACCAGGCGAUCGACUGUUCCAAGAAUUCCAUUUGGACACACCGGCAGAACCUAAUGGUAUGGUACACAGUCCAGCCGGAGAAGGAAGAGGUAACAGUGGAGCAGGUGGUGGGAGUGGCAAUGGUAGUGGAAACAAGGCUAUUACUCUAGGGGAACACGUCGAUCACAUUGUAACUAAGGAUUAUGGGCCUCCCCAUUCGUCGUAUAGAUCUUAUACCGGAUAUCAGAUUUCGGAGGAACAAUGGAAAAGGCGGAAAGGAAACGAAGCGGACUCUGUGAAGGCCAGUGACGACCGACAGAUAAUCCGAGUUGCUCAACAACAGUCGCAGCAGCAACAGCAACAGCAACAACAGCAACAACAACAACAACAACAACAACAACAGCAGCAGCAGCAGCAGCAGCAGCAUCAGCAAUCCUCAUCCUCGGUUGGGAAACAACAGUUCCAUUCCGUCGAACCGGUAUCUCCUCCAGAAGCUAACACUAAUCAUUACGGGCGUCGCUUCUACGAAACGAGCACUGCCACCUCGACUUCCGGGACACCCUCUAACAAGCCACAUCUAUCACCACUGGAUUAUGUUAAGAAUAAAAUCGUGGAGGUUAUGCGUACGUCCGAAGAUGAUAAAGCUGGAUCGGCAGGAGGAGGAGGAGGAGGAGGAGAAAGAGAAAGAAACGGAGGAGGAAGUGGUGCCAGUUCGGGUGGUGCCGUUGUUGCUGCUGGAGGUUCCACCGUUGGUGGUGGUGGCGGUGGUGGUGGCGGUGGUGGUGGUGGUACUGGUGGUAUAGUAGUAGGUGGUACUCCUGGAGGUGGUGUUAAUACCGGCGCUGCUGGUGGUGGUGGUAGUAACAGUGGUAAUAGUGCCAGUGGUAGUGUUGUUACUGGUAAUAACCCUGGUUCUGGUCCUGGUAAUUCAUCGUCCGUUGAAAAAGAUGAAAAAUCAAAUAUGAACGUCGAUAGUCCUGUUAACAACGAAAUGAUUGUCGACGAUACAUCCAAACAAGCUCAACAACAAUCUGCUAACCAAGCUACCCCAGCUCCACCAGCUCCCACUACUACUUUUUAUCCGUUCAGUGCAUUGGGUGUACACACAGGACCACCUCCGGCGCCUCCACCUCCCACCUCGGUCUCAGCUGCCGUUUCUAAAUCCGAACAGAUGCAACCGGAACCAGCACCUUUGCUUUCCGCUCAAUACGAGCCAUUAUCGGACGAGGAUUGAUAGUCUGUUGAUCCUUUAAUUAAGGGCAAGUCGAAGCGCCAUGACGCGUUUAUUAGGAUAUUUCAACAGUGUCGUACGUUUCGACGAGUACGAAUUGGAUAAUAAAAAAAAGAAACAGGUGUUGAUAACUGAUAUAUAUAUAUAUAUAUAUAUAUAUAUAUAUAUAUAUAUAUAUAUAUAUUAUAAAUAAAUGAAUAAAUAAAUAUAUAUAUAUACACACACA